AUGGCGAUCGUUGCUUCACUCCGACGCCGGAGACAGCGAGAUAUCUCAUCGCGUAUCGUCCACUACUCCCGAGUCACUUCUCUCAGUAUCAGUCGCAAGGUCUACCUCAUCUUCCAAAGACGGCGCGUGCAAGAGCUCCCUAGCCUUCACCGCCGUUCUGCUUACGAGACCAUUGUCGCAGCAGCCAUCCCCAACGUCCUACAAGGGGGGAGCUGUAGCUUCUUCGCCUACGGUCACUCUGGAAGUGGGAAAACACACACGAUUGUCGGAUACGACUACGAGGAUGGCAAGCAGCUUGGCCUAUGUCUUGCGGCUGCGAAGCGAUUAUUCGACGCCCUUGAGCCCCUAAACGCUCAACUACCAAUUGGAAAGCAGCUGGGCUUGGAGUUCACUGUUGAUCUUCUGAAUGGGCGCGCUGAGUGUCACAUUCGAGAGGGUUACGACGGAAAGACACACAUUCGCGGCGAGACGGAGAAGCUCGACGGGGGCAAGGUCCGAGUUCGGCCUAUUGUGAAGCGCCCCUGCUGGGAUUUCGAUAAAUUACGUCGGGAGCUGAUCCAAGCAAUGGGAAAGCGUGUGGUCAGUUCGUCCAGUGUCCAUGAUCUCAGUUCUCGCACCUACGCCGUAUUGGAGCUGGAGAUUGUCAACCAGGAGCUGGAGGAAGCGAGAGAGGUCGUUGUCUAG
Molecule: messenger RNA, 684 nt
Organism: Clonostachys byssicola
Lineage: Eukaryota; Fungi; Ascomycota; Sordariomycetes; Hypocreales; Bionectriaceae
Source: the annotation of a GenBank genome assembly